AUGGACAAAGAUAGAUCUUCAGCUAUGCUUUUGUUCAUCAUUUUUAUGUUAUCUAUCCACAGCGUUUUUGGUGCAGACCUUAUUGCUAUCUAUUGUCCGAAUGAAUUCCCAUUUUACACUCCCAACAAUUCAUUCCACAAUAACCUCAAGCUUCUUCUGGGGUUGUUGUCCUCCGACACCGCUUCAGAGGCAGGUUUCUAUAACACAUCUACAGGAGAAGGGCCAGACCAAGUGUAUGGACAAGCACUCUGCAGAGGGGACAUCACCAACUCCACAGUUUGCAAGGAAUGCAUUGAGAAAGCAAGCCAAGAUAUAAUGAAUAGGUGCACCAGUGAAGAUGCAAUGAUAUGGUAUGAACUUUGCCAAGUUCGGUACUCCUUUCAGAUGUUUAUAUCAAGGAUGGUUUAUACUGGAAAGUAUCCACCGCAUAAUGAUCAGGAGAAGAAUGUCUCAGAUCCUAUUGGAUUUGAUAAAUUCUUGACUUUCUUAAUGAACAAUCUCUCAUAUGAGGCUGCUUUUAAUCCUGCUAAGAACAUGUUUGCAGCUGGGGAAAUUGAUAUCCCUGGGACGAAGACAAUUUAUGGACUAGUCCAGUGUACCAGGGACAUUUCUGAAACAGACUGUAGUAGUUGUUUGAGUUCUGCAUUAAUGGACCUUACUGCAUGUUGUUCCUACCGGGAAGGAGGGAUGAUUGUUAGUAGGACUUGCAAUGUGAGGUUCGAAUCGUCUGAGUUCUUUAAUACUUCAUCAGCAUACCAGUUGAUUUACCCAACUUCGAAAGUUCUUAUUGGGCUGUGCACUGUUUGCUUCUGGCGAAAAAAGGAUAGAGACAGAGGUGAAGAAAAAAGCGAAAUGACUCUAUUACAAGAGUUAGCUAGCCCCAAGAAAGUAGAAAUUACACAAGAAGGUGACUUGAUUAGUUCAGAUGAACUGUUGUUCAUGAAGUUAGCAACAGUUAAGGCCGCUACUGAUGACUUUUCUGAUACAAAUAAGCUGGGUCAAGGAGGGUUUGGUGCGGUGUACAAGGGUGUUCUGCCAGAUGGUAAUGAAAUAGCAGUUAAAAGAUUAUCAAGAAAGUCUUGGCAAGGAAUAGAGGAAUUCAAAAAUGAGGUCAAACUAAUUGCCAAACUUCAACAUAGGAAUUUGGUGAGGCUAGUGGGCUGUGUCUUAGAGGGAGAGGAAAAGCUACUCAUAUAUGAAUUCAUGUCAAACAAAAGCCUUGAUCAAUUUAUCUUUGUUCCAGAAAAACGUUCCAAACUUGAUUGGAAGACAUGCUAUGGCAUUAUCAAUGGCGUAGCCAGAGGCCUACUUUAUCUUCACGAGGAGUCUCGGCUUAAAAUCAUUCACAGAGACCUAAAACCAAACAAUGUGCUGUUGGACCAUGAACUAGUUGCUAAAAUAUCAGAUUUUGGUAUGGCCAGGAUAUUUUCUGAGAAUCAGAAUGCAGCAAACACGAAAAGAGUUGUGGGAACAUAUGGAUAUAUGGCUCCAGAGUAUGCAAUGGAGGGUUUGUUCUCCGUUAAAUCUGAUGUCUUCAGCUUUGGUGUGAUCUUGCUCGAAAUCAUCAGCGGUAAAAGAAAUAGCGGCUUUUACAUAACUGAAAUUGCCCCGACACUGCUGGCAUAUGCAUGGCGGCUGUGGAAUGAAGGGAAAGAAUUGGAAUUUGUGGAUCCUGUGUUAUUGGAAUCAUGUCUUUCCUACGAAGUUCUGAGGUGCAUGCACAUUGGGCUCCUGUGCGUGCAGGAAGAUCCUGAACUCAGGCCCACCAUGUCAGAUGUUGUGGUUCUCCUAGGAAGUGAAUCAAUGGCUCUUCCCCAACCAAGACAACCAGCAUUUUCUUUGGGUAGGGUGCUUCAUGUCGAUCCAUCUAUGCCAACAAAUCCUUCCAUUAAUGAGAUUAUUUUGUCUAGUAUUUUACCACGAUGA
Messenger RNA from Gastrolobium bilobum, 1926 nucleotides. Its product is annotated as cysteine-rich receptor-like protein kinase 10. Gene Ontology annotation, molecular function: protein kinase activity; ATP binding. The record is from RefSeq and is a predicted model, not a curated record. The transcript is spliced from 7 exons. Gene Ontology annotation, biological process: protein phosphorylation. Bases 1 to 1926 code for a protein of 641 amino acids. NCBI's taxonomy places the organism in Eukaryota, Viridiplantae, Streptophyta, Magnoliopsida, Fabales, Fabaceae.